CACAGCUUGGCGCGGGCGGUGGCGCGGGCGGUUAAGCGGCAGGUACAAACACAGGGAGCAGGAACAAAUGAUGAGGAAAUUUAUCUUUUGGCUUUAAUUGCAAAAGAAGAUGCUAAAGAUGAUAAGAAAUGCAAAGAAAAAUUAGACAAAUACUGCGAAGCACUAAAUAAUGCAACAAUAAAAGCGGAAGACGUAUAUGAAAAACUUAAAACUUUUUGUAAAAAUGGAAAAGCAGGAGAAAAAUGCAAAAAUUUGGAAGGCAAAGUCAAUCAAAAAUGCACUGAAUUUCAAGGAAAACUUCAAACAGCUGUUAAGAAAAACAUUAAAAAUUUGGAAGAUACAGAUUGUGCAAAUGAACAACAAUGCCUAUUUUUGGAGGGAGCAUGUCCAACAAAACUUAAAAAUAACUGCAAUACUUUAAGAAAUAAGUGCUAUCAAAAGAAGCGUGAUAAAGUGGCGGAAGAAGCUCUUUUAAGAGCAGUUCGUGGAGGUCUAACCAAUGAAACUACAUGUGAAGGAAAGCUCAAAGAGGUUUGCAUAAAGUUGAGUCAAGAAAGUGAUGAGUUAACGAAGCUUUGUCUUUACCAAAAAAUGACAUGUAAAACAUUUGUAUCAGAAAAACAAAAAAAAUGUAAUAGCCUUGAACAGGAAGUUAAAGAAGCACUUAAAAAAAACAGUGAAUUACGAGAAAAAUGUCUACCAUUACUUGAGCAAUGUUACUUUCACAGAGGGGACUGCAAAAAAGAUGCAUCACAAUGCAAACUUCCAAAUGGAAACUGUGAGGAAUAUCUACCAAAGUGUGAUGAAUUGGCAGAAGAAUGUGGAAAAAAAGGCGUCAUUUAUAUACAUCCAGGACCCGAUUUCGAUCCAACUAAGCCAGAGCCUACAGUAGCAGAGGACAUAGGACUGGAAGAGCUUUAUAAAGAGGCUGAGAAGGAUGGAAUUUUUAUUGGAAAGAAUCAUCUAAGAGAUGCAACGACUUUGUUGGCGUUGUUGAUCCAAGAUUCUAAUCUUAAAAAAAAAGAGGACAAAGAGAAAUGCGAAGAAGCUCUUGCAGACAAAUGCAAAAACUCUCAUGAACAUGAGGCCUUGGAAAAACUAUGUGAGGGAAAUAAUAUAAGUAAUGAUGGAACAGAAAAAUGCAAAGAUUUAGAGAAUGAUAUUAAAAAAACGUGCACAAACCUCAAACCAACGAUUCUUAGAAAUCAUCUUUAUGAUCCAAAUGGCGAAAUUAUUGAAUGGUGGAAAUUGCCGACAUUUCUUAGUAAUGAAGAGUGUGCAAGACUAGAAUCUUACUGCUUUUAUUUUAAAGAAAGAUGUCCAGAUGUCAAAGAAGCUUGUAUGAAUCUGUGGGCAGCGUGUUAUAAGAGAGGGCUUGAUGCACGGGCAAAUAAAGUACUGCAAGAAAAUAUGCGUGGGUUAUUACGUGGUUCAAAUCAAAGUUGGCUUAAGGAGUUUCAACAAAGAUUAGUAAAAGUAUGCAAGGAACUAAAAGAAAAUAAAGGAAGUUUCCCAAAUGAUGAAAUAUUUGUUCUGUGUGUACAGCCAGCAAAAGCUGCACGAUUACUUACACACGAUCAUCAAAUGAGGGUUAUCUUUUUACGACAACAACUGGAUCAAAAGCGAGAUUUUCCGACAGAUAAAGACUGUAAGGAAUUGGGGAGAAAGUGCCAAGAUUUAGGAAAAGAUUCAAAAGAAAUUACGUGGCCAUGUCAUACACUGGAGCAGCAAUGCAAU
Molecule: messenger RNA, 1737 nt
Organism: Pneumocystis jirovecii RU7
Lineage: Eukaryota; Fungi; Ascomycota; Pneumocystomycetes; Pneumocystales; Pneumocystaceae
Exons: 1
Source: RefSeq, a predicted model, not a curated record